CGCAUAUCGGUCAUUUCAAUGAAAUUGAAUAGUUCUACCCGAGUUGAUGGGAAAUUGCUCAUUUAACCCGCCCUGGCCCGUGAACAUCUUUCCUGGAAGGAUACCUCUGUUCCCUCGCGCUCUAGCGCUAGCACCUCUGGCUAGUGCAGAAACAGCUGGCAGCCAUUACCGCGUUACGUUAGGCCAUUCGACAACAGUGUGAAGCAGCAAGCCUCCACAACGCCCAUUGCGGGGUAACGAAUUCUACUUUCACAGUUAGAGAGCAUUCCUGCAUCUGGAAGCCUUAGACUGUAGACUAUAGACGUUCCCAGGCGCCGGGAUUCGUAAUGAAAGUAGCAACUAGGAGAUUGGGUCGCCUUGCGGACUUCGCCCGUCCAACUGUCUUGGCGUAUACCACUGGCUACCUGUGUGCUAGCAGCGCAAUCAGGGGUUGUAGUGCCUAUGGCUUUCGAGCUUUUCGAACCUCAUCCCACUUACUCGAUGAUCAUCAUGUAGUCAAAAGUGAGAGCAUCAGGAAAGAACCCCCUUCGAUCAAAGCCAUCCCCUACUCCUCCCUCACUAUCGGCGUCCCACGCGAAUCGCGAUCUUUCGAGCCCGAGCGACGGGUUGCCAUCACUCCCCAAAACGUCACAUUGCUCAAGAAGAAGGGUUUCUCACGAAUCUUAGUUGAAUCUGGGGCAGGGGACCUCGCCCAAUUCAGCAACUCCGAGUAUGAAAAUGCUGGCGCUGAGAUCGUGGCUACAGGGACUGACUUAUUAGGUGCUCGGAUAUCUAUCAAGGAGAGUAGCAAUGAAGUCGUUGCUCUUAAAACCGGUGCGACCGUCAUUUCGUUUGUGUAUCCCAAGCAGAACGAGGCUCUCGUGAAGGCUUUCCAAGAUUCAAAGAAAGAUUUGAACGUCUUCGCGAUGGAUCUCAUCCCUAGAAUAUCCCGGGCCCAGGCUUUUGAUGCGCUAAGCUCAAUGGCAAAUAUUGCUGGGUAUAAGGCCGUAUUGGAGGCUUCAAAUCAUUUUGGCCGCUUCUUCACUGGUCAAGCUACCGCUGCUGGCAAGAUCCCUCCCGCUAAGAUGCUAGUCAUCGGAGGUGGAGUGGCGGGCCUGUCCGCAAUAGCGACGGCUCGCCGGAUGGGUGCUAUUGUGCGAGGCUUCGACCCACGUCCUGCGGUUCGGGAGCAAGUGGAAAGCCUUGGUGCAGAAUUUUUAGAGGUCCAAGGGAUCAAGGAGGAUGGAAGUGGGGUCGGAGGAUACGCUAAAGUUAUGUCCAAAGAAUUCAUCGAAGCAGAAAUGGCUUUGUUCCUGGAGCAAUGCAAGGAAGUGGAUAUUGUUAUUAGCUCAGCUCUGAUUCCUGGGAAGCCUGCGCCAAAACUCAUUACAGAGGAGAUGAUUAAUGUUAUGAAACAAGGUUCAGUCAUCGUUGACCUUGCAGCGGAAGCAGGGGGCAACUGUGUAGCUACUAAACCCGGCGAGCUAUAUGUACAUAAGGGUGUGACCGUCAUCGGUUACACUGACUUACCCUCGCGUUUGCCUACGCAAUCUUCUACCUUGUAUUCCAACAAUAUCACCAAAUUCCUCUUGUCAAUGACUGACCCAGGUGCACCUGACUUGAAGGCCCUCGCGUUCAGCCUCGAGGACGAGGUAGUUAGAGGCUCAGUUGUGAUCAAGGAUGGAGAACUACUUUUUCCACCACCUGCACCAGCCCAAGCUCCCCCAGCAUCACAGCCAGCGCCCGAUGCGAAGACCAUCGCCAAGGAAGAGCCAAAACCAAUUACACCAUGGGAGAAGGCAGUUCGUGAAGUUUCAUUACUUGGAGGCGGAAUGACUGGUAUGCUUGCCCUUGGAGCCACAACAAGCGCUCAAUUCAUGAGCCAGUUCUACACGUUCGGUUUGGCUGGUCUGAUCGGAUACCGGGUGGUUUGGGGUGUCGCGCCUGCACUCCACAGCCCACUCAUGUCAGUGACGAAUGCCAUUUCGGGGAUGGUGGGUAUCGGGGGCCUGUUCCUCAUGGGUGGUGGCUACGUGCCACAGACCAUUCCGCAAGCGCUAGGCGCACUCUCCGUGCUCCUGGCAUCAGUCAAUGUAUCAGGUGGUUUCAUUAUCACCAGGCGAAUGCUGGACAUGUUCAAGAGACCCAGUGAUCCCCCGGAAUAUAUCUGGCUGUACGCUAUUCCAGGGCUCCUCUUCACUGGUGGCUUCAUCUGGGCUGCGAAUGAAGGAAUCGGAAGCUUGGUCGAAGCUGGCUACCUCACCAGCAGCAUACUCUGUAUUAGCUCAAUUUCGGGCCUCGCCUCCCAGGUAACUGCCAGACAAGGCAAUGCUCUUGGAAUGCUUGGAGUUGGAAUUGGAUUGCUGGCGUCCUUACUUGCCGCUGGCUUUGAGCCCGAAACACUUGCACAGGCUGCUGCUGUCGCUACUGUCGGCGGUGGGGUUGGGGCUGUGAUCGGACGCCGUAUUACUGCUGUAGAGCUCCCCCAGAUGGUUGCCGCAUUGCACUCCGUUGUCGGUUUAGCUGCUGUUUUUACUAGUGUCGCCAGUGUCUUUGCUCACCUUGAAGACACGAGCAGCUUGCAUUACGUAGCUGCCUACCUUGGUGUACUUAUUGGUGGUGUUACUUUCACUGGUUCUAUCGUCGCAUUCUUGAAGUUAGCGGCAAGAAUGUCCUCGAAGCCACUGCGGCUUCCAGGUCGUCAUGCCAUUAAUGCUGGUCUUCUUGGAGCCAAUGCGGCUACUAUGGGUGCUUUCCUAACGAUGGCGCCGGGGGUCCCUGCGAUUGGGGCCAUGUGCCUUCUAGGAAAUACCGCUCUCUCGUUCAUCAAAGGCUACACGUUGACGGCUGCCAUCGGCGGGGCUGAUAUGCCCGUGGUGAUUACUGUGCUCAAUGCUUACUCCGGUUUUGCUCUUGUGGCUGAGGGUUUCAUGCUCAACAAUCCGCUUCUUACGACGGUUGGAAGCCUCAUAGGCGUUAGCGGCUCGAUCCUAUCCUACAUCAUGUGCGUUGCAAUGAACCGUUCACUGGUGAAUGUUCUCUUUGGGGGUAUUGGCGCUCCAGCUGGUGGUACCGAGGGAUCAGAGCACAAAAUGGAAGGAACUGUUACGAAAGCGACCGUAGAUGACGCAGUUGAUGCGUUGGUUAAUGCCAACUCCGUCAUCAUUACUCCCGGUUAUGGAUUAGCUGUGGCGAAAGCGCAAUAUGACGUUUCUGAGAUAGCCCGGUUGUUGAGGAAGCGGGGCGUACAAGUUCGCUUUGGUGUGCACCCCGUGGCAGGACGCAUGCCAGGACAACUCAAUGUCCUGCUUGCCGAAGCGUCCGUACCGUAUGAUGUUGUUCUUGAGAUGGACGAGAUUAACGAUGAUUUUGGCGAUACGGAUGUCACUUUGGUAAUCGGCGCAAAUGACACAGUAAACCCCAUUGCUCUAAAGCCAGGCUCGCUGAUAUCGGGAAUGCCGGUUUUGCAUGCGUGGAACAGCAAGCAAGUUUUCGUAAUGAAACGCGGAAUGGCCAGUGGCUAUGCUGACGUUCCUAAUCCUAUGUUCUAUAUGCCCAAUACUCGCAUGCUCUUUGGAGAUGCGAAGACAACUUGUGAGGCAUUAAAGAAAGGGAUAGUAGAGAGAGGAUCAUAACUUCAUUCGUGUCUGUGCGAUAUCUAUCUUUUGCACAAAUUUGUAUUUCAGUCCAUCAAUCAAGGAAUUCUGUAGUACUUGGACUAUUAAUAGAGGCUGGUCACCUGC
Messenger RNA from Cantharellus anzutake, 3722 nucleotides. Its product is annotated as PNTB-domain-containing protein. Gene Ontology annotation, molecular function: NADP binding; NAD binding. The coding region runs from base 327 to 3614 and encodes 1095 amino acids. The transcript is spliced from 25 exons. Gene Ontology annotation, biological process: NADPH regeneration; proton transmembrane transport. The record is from RefSeq and is a predicted model, not a curated record. Gene Ontology annotation, cellular component: mitochondrial inner membrane. Lineage: Eukaryota; Fungi; Basidiomycota; Agaricomycetes; Cantharellales; Hydnaceae.